Molecule: messenger RNA, 1083 nt
Organism: Arthroderma uncinatum
Lineage: Eukaryota; Fungi; Ascomycota; Eurotiomycetes; Onygenales; Arthrodermataceae
Product: alpha 1,6 mannosyltransferase
Exons: 2
Coding region: 1-1083 (360 amino acids)
Biological process (GO): protein N-linked glycosylation
Cellular component (GO): mannan polymerase complex
Molecular function (GO): alpha-1,6-mannosyltransferase activity
Source: RefSeq, a predicted model, not a curated record
AUGAUUUCCUUUCGAAAAUGCGUGUUUAUUGCGUUCGUUAUCAUUUCAGGCCUCUUCCUCCUCCACGCGUCUCACGCCAACCCGGUUGUUAUCAAUGCGGAGACCGACUCUCACCACCAGCGAUCAGAAGAAAUACAGUCGGAAGAAGUGCUGGAGAGCACACCGGUCACUGCUAAGCUUGUCCCGGAACAGCCAAAGACGCUUCGAGACCGCCUCAAAUACCACUUCCCGUACAGCGUUGCGGCCAAGUUUCCUGGAUAUAUUUGGCAGACAUGGAAGUACACUCCCGCCUCCGGGAAGUUCGACCCGACAUUGCGGCCGCUGGAAGCAAGCUGGACUGAAUACCAUCCCGGGUUCGUCCACCAGGUCAUCGACGACGAGAGUGCACUAUACUUUCUAAGAUAUCUAUAUGCCUCCUUCCCGGAAAUCAUCGAAGCAUACAACGCCAUGCCAUUGCCUGUUCUCAAGGCAGACUUCUUCCGCUACCUGAUCCUUUACGCUCGGGGAGGAAUCUACUCCGACAUAGAUACGUUUGUCAUUCGGCCAGCCACGGAAUGGAUACCGUCGUCUUUUGACCGAUCGACCAUUGGACUAGUUGUUGGCAUUGAAGCUGAUCCUGACCGUGUCGACUGGGCCAAGUGGUAUUCGCGAAGAAUACAGUUUUGCCAGUGGACCAUCCAGUCAAAGCCGGGCCACCCAAUUCUUCGAGAUGUGAUUGCAACGAUCACGGAGGAGACAAUGCGCAUGAAGGGCGAUGGUCCUCUAACGAAAUCGAAAAUGGAUAGGUCGAUUGUGGAAUUCACCGGGCCUGCGGUCUGGACGGAUGCUAUCUUCAGAUACUUCAACGAUCCAGUCUACUUCCCUAGUGAGGAUGGGAAGCUCAGAAAUAUCUCUGCUACCCACUUCACUGGCAUGACGAAGCAAAAGCAGAUGGGAGACAUUGUUGUUCUGCCGAUUACAAGUUUCAGCCCGGGUGUACAGCAGAUGGGCUCUGAAGAGCUGGACAGCGAGAUGGCUUUUGUCCAGCACCAGUUUUCAGGAUCGUGGAAGUCGAGUGAAGACAGGCGAAUCGGCAAAUGGUAA